Messenger RNA from Limulus polyphemus (Atlantic horseshoe crab), 6499 nucleotides. RefSeq names its product dynein heavy chain 5, axonemal-like. The transcript is spliced from 37 exons. Gene Ontology annotation, biological process: microtubule-based movement. Gene Ontology annotation, molecular function: minus-end-directed microtubule motor activity; dynein intermediate chain binding; dynein light intermediate chain binding. Gene Ontology annotation, cellular component: dynein complex. Lineage: Eukaryota; Metazoa; Arthropoda; Merostomata; Xiphosura; Limulidae. The coding region runs from base 1 to 6462 and encodes 2153 amino acids. The record is from RefSeq and is a predicted model, not a curated record.
AUGGCAUGGAAAACAAAGGAAUUUUAUAAACUUGGAGCACUAGAACCAUCCAGAAAGAGACCUGCAACAAUUCAUAUUCCAGCCUUAGUAAGCAAAGUGUGGCAUCUUGUAAUGGGUGAAAAUUCACAAGAACAGAGACUUAAUGUUUUUGACAUAUUUUGUACUUGUUUCAACCUGAGAAACCUGCUUGUAAUGUAUGUAGGAGAGUGGGAGCACUGGAAAAGCAAAGUCGAAGAUUAUGUCUAUCCUGACUCAUACACUCCAGAAUACAGUUCCAUACUUGUACCAAAUAUUGAUAACAUCUGUACUGACUUUCUCCUUCAGACUGUGGCAAGACAGGGCAAGGCUGCUUUACUUAUUGGUGAGUCAGGUACUGCUAAAACAGUGAUUAUCAAGGGGUUUAUGAAAAAGUAUAACCCAGAAACUCAUCUUGUCAAGAGUUUCAACUUCUCCUCUGCAUCCACACCUCUUCAUUUCCAGAGGACAAUAGAGAGUUUUAUAGAUAAGAGAAUGGGUAGUACUUAUGGGCCACCUGCUGGAAAGAAGAUGACAAUCUUUAUUGAUGACAUAAACAUGCCACUCAUUAAUGAAUGGGGUGACCAGGUAACCAAUGAAAUUGUGAGACAAACAAUGGAGAUGCAUGGUUUCUACAACCUAGAGAGGCCUGGAGAAUUUAUUAACAUUAUUGAUAUCCAAUUUCUUGCUGCUAUGUGUCAACCUGGAGGAGGUCGAAAUGACAUACCUUCACGCUUAAAACGGCAGUUUGCCAUUUUCAACUGCACCCUUCCCUCGAGCGCAUCAAUUGAUAAGAUUUUUGGUGUGAUUGGAUGUGGUCAUUUCUGUGCUAACAGAGGGUUUUCUGAAUCUGUACGCUGUUUUGUAACCAAGUUAGUACCAUUGACAAGAAUUUUGUGGCAGCUUACAAAGGCAAGCUUACUCCCAACACCAGCAAAGUUUCACUACAUUUUCAAUCUGAGAGAUCUAUCUCGUAUUUGGCAGGGAAUAAUUUGUACUCAGUCUUCUGUAAUAAAUUCUUCCAAUGUUCUCUUAAGUUUGUGGAAGCAUGAGUGUUGUAGAGUAAUAGCUGAUAGAUUCACAUCACUGAAAGAUUACACUUGGUUUGAAGAAGCAAUGAAACAAGCAGUUUCAGAGCAUCUUGGAGAACAAUAUCUACAAAUAAUUCAACAAACGAAGUAUUUUGUUGACUUUCUGAGGGAUGCUCCUGAACCAGCAACAGAAGGAGCUGAAGUAGAGACAGAAACACCUAAAGUUUAUGAACCGGUUCAGUCCUUAACUCUGUUAGAAGAGCGUCUAAAAACACUGCUUGGUCUAUACAAUGAACUGAUUCGUGGUGUAGGAUUAGAUCUUGUAUUUUUUGAAGAUGCAAUGACUUAUUUAAUUAAAAUUUCAAGAAUCAUUAGAAUGCCUGGAGGGAAUGCUUUGUUAGUUGGUGUUGGUGGUUCAGGAAAGCAGUCUUUAACCAAACUUGCUUCUUUUAUUGCUGGCUAUAAAACAUUUCAAAUAACCCUCACCAGGUCUUAUAAUGCCUCCAACCUACUGGAAGAUUUAAAAGUUCUGUAUCGCACCACUGGUGUUCAAGACAAAGGAACAACUUUUAUCUUCACAGACCAGGAUAUUAAAGAGGAAGGAUUUUUGGAAUAUCUUAAUAAUGUUUUAUCUUCUGGUGUGGUUUCAAACCUCUUCACUCGAGAUGAACAACUGGAAAUUAUUCAAGAGUUAAUGCCAGUUAUGAAACGAGAGUUUCCACGUCGACCUCCUACGCCUGAGAAUGUAAUGGAAUUCUUUCUUUCAAGGACAAGACGAAAUCUUCAUGUUGUAAUGUGUUUUUCUCCAGUCGGAGAAAAAUUUCGCACACGAGCCCUAAAAUUUCCUGGUCUAAUUUCUGGGUGUACAAUAGUAUGGUUUCAACCUUGGCCAAAAGAUGCUCUUGUAGCUGUAGCUAAACACUUUCUAGAAGAAUUUGAUAUGAUUUGUGAACCAGCAGUGAAACAACAACUAGUGGAAGCCAUGGGAAGCAUUCAUGAUCAUGUUGCUACCUGUUGUGUUGACUAUUUCCAGCGGUUUCGUAGGUCAACUCAUGUGACACCCAAGUCUUACCUUUCUUUCAUAAGUAAUUACAAAUCUGUUUAUAAACAAAAACAGGAAGAGAUUGGUGAGUUAGCAAGAAGAAUGGAUCAUGGUCUGGCUAAACUUGAAGAAGCUUCUUCUUCAGUGGAAAAUCUGAAGCAAGAGUUAGCUGUAAUGGAGCAGGAUUUAGCAGUAGCAUCUGACAAAGCGGAGAAGGUUCUCUCAGAAGUUACUAUUCGAGCCCAGGCAGCUGAAAAAGUAAAAAAUAGUGUUCAGAAGGCCAAAGACGUGGCUCAAGUCAUUGUGAAUGAGAUCAGUGUUGACAAAGCAGUAGCAGAAGAAAAGUUAGAAGCUGCUAAGCCAGCUCUUGAAGAAGCAGAGGCUGCUCUUAAUACUAUUAAGCCUGCUCAUAUUGCCACUGUACGAAAACUUGGGAGACCACCACAUCUUAUCAUGCGAGUUAUGGAUUGUGUUCUUCUUCUGUUUCAAAGAAGACUGCAGCAUGUCCAGCAAGACCCAGAGCGACCUUGUGUCAAACCAUCAUGGGAUGAGUCACUGAAGUUUAUGUCAGGUGCUGGUUUCCUUCAAGCCCUGCAGAACUUCCCUAAGGAUACUAUCAAUGAUGAAGUGGUUGAGCUUUUAGAACCAUAUUUAGCAAUGGAUGACUACAAUAUGGAGACAGCAAAACGAGUAUGUGGGGAUGUUGCAGGUCUUUUGUCAUGGACAAAAUCUAUGGUCCUUUUCUUUGGAAUAAACAAAGAGGUGUUGCCUCUGAAGGCAAAUCUAGCUGUUCAAGAAGCUCGACUCUCUGUGGCCAUGGACGAGCUAAACAAAGUACAGGCAGAACUAGACGAGAAAGAACAGGAACUGAAUGAGGUGAAAACACAGUAUGAGGCUGCCAUGAUGGAAAAGCAGAGAUUAGUGGAUCAGGCAACAGUUUGUCGUACAAAGAUGUGUCGUGCAGCAACACUAAUUACAGAACUGGAAGGGGAGUAUAAAAGAUGGACAGAACAAAGUAGACAGUUCAAGGCACAAGUGGGAAGACUUGUUGGAGAUGCACUUCUUGCAACUGGAUUUUUGUCUUAUUCUGGUCCUUUCAACCAAGAGUUCCGUUCUCUUCUUUUCAACAAUUGGCAAGAGGAACUCCAGCGAAGGAAGAUUCCUUUGUCUGAGAAUCUAGAUAUCUGUGACAUGUUGGUGGACAAUGCAACAAUAGCUGAGUGGAACCUCCAAGGUCUGCCUAGUGAUGAGCUGUCAGUACAAAAUGGCAUCAUAGUUACUAAAGCUUCAUGCUAUCCACUCUUGAUUGACCCACAAGGUCAAGGUAAACAGUGGAUAAAGAACAGAGAAAUAGCAAAUGAACUUCAGAUAACAUCCUUAAACCACAAAUAUUUUCGUCAACACUUAGAGGACAGCCUAUCAUUAGGAAGACCUUUACUUAUAGAGGAUGUUGGUGAAGAGCUGGAUCCUGUUCUGGAUAAUAUCUUGGAGAAAAAUUUCAUAAAAUCAGGCUCUACUAAAAAGGUUAUGGUGGGAGACAAGGAAUGUGAUAUCAUGCCAGGGUUUAUGCUUUAUGUAACCACCAAACUUCCAAAUCCUGUAUACGUGCCUGAAAUCAGUGCUAGAACAGCAAUUAUUGACUUCACUGUCACAAUGAAAGGACUGGAGAACCAGCUGCUUGGAAGAGUAAUUUUAACUGAGAAAGCUGAGCUGGAGAGUGAAAGGGUGGAGCUAUUAGAAGAAGUUAUGGAAAAUAAGAGAAAUAUAAAGGAACUAGAAGAUAAUCUCCUCCUACGGUUGACAAGCACAGAAGGUUCACUUGUUGAUGAUGAAGACCUUAUUACAGUUUUAAAAGACAUGAAAGCAACAGCGUUACAAGUAAAUCAAAAACUGCAGGUAGCUGCUAACACCCAACAGAAGAUUAGUGCUGCCAGAGAAGAGUUUCGGCCAGUUGCCACUAGAGGGAGCAUUCUGUACUUCUUGAUUGUAGAAAUGAGUGUAGUGAAUGUUAUGUAUCAGACAUCACUACGACAGUUCCUUGGAUUGUUUGAUCUCUCUAUUUCAAAGUCUUCUCCAAGCAAAUACACAUCUCAAAGAAUUGCCAACAUCAUUCAGUACUUAACCUAUGAAGUGUAUAAGUAUGCAGUGCGAGGAUUUUAUGAAAGACACAAGUUUCUAUUCACACUUUUAUUAGCUUUGAAGAUUGAUCUUCAGAGUAAGAGAAUCUCACAUCACCAGUUUAUUACUUUUAUAAAAGGAGGAGCUUCUUUGGAUUUGAAAGCUGUUCCUUCUAAACCUUUCAAGUGGAUUCUAGACAUUACUUGGCUCAACCUAGUACAGUUGAGUAACCUUCCCGAGUUUGAACACAUUUUGAAUCAGGUGUCAAGCAAUGAGAAAGGAUGGAAAUCCUGGCUGGACACUGAUAUGCCAGAAGGAGAGCCUUCCCCAGAUGACUAUGAGCGUCAGCUGGAUAUAUUUGGAAAGUUACUUUUGAUAAGGUCAUGGUGUCCAGACAGAACUCUGUCUCAAGCUAGGAAGUACAUAUCAGAAUCACUUGGAGAGGAAUAUUCUGAAGGGGUUAUACUUGACUUAGAAGCCACUUGGCAAGAAUCUGAUUGUCGUACUCCUCUGAUUUGCUUCCUGUCUAUGGGAGCUGAUCCUUCUGCACAGAUUGAAGCACUAGCAAAGAAGUACAAAUUGGAGUGUAGAGCAAUUUCUAUGGGCCAAGGGCAGGAGUUUCAUGCAAGAAGAUUACUAAACCAGUCUAUGAAUGUAGGUGGAUGGGUUCUCCUUCAGAACUGUCACCUAAGCUUACAGUUUUGUGAAGAAGCUCUUGAUGCAGUAAUGGAAACUGAAAGCAUGCAUGAAUCUUUCCGGCUCUGGAUAACUACGGAAGUUCACCCACAAUUUCCUAUUGGUUUGUUACAGCUGUCAAUCAAGUUCACUAAUGAGCCACCUCAAGGAAUAAAAGCCAGCUUAAAGCGAACAUAUGCAAGUUUGCCUCAGGAUACACUUGAGUAUAGCACAUUACCUCAGUGGCAGCCACUUCUGUUUGCUGUUGCAUUUCUCCAUACCAUAGUUCAGGAACGACGCAAGUUUGGGCCUCUUGGAUGGAACAUUCCCUACGAGUUCAACCAGGCUGAUUUUUCAGCAUCUGUGCAGUUCCUUCAAAAAUUCUUAGAUGAUUUGGAUCCCAAAAGGGGGGUGUGCUGGAAAACUAUUUCAUACAUGCUGGGAGAGGUUCAGUAUGGUGGACGAGUCACUGAUGACUUUGACAACCGUCUGUUGAAUACAUAUACAGAUGUGUGGUUUGGAGAACAACUUUUUCAGCCAGAUUUUGAGUUCUUUAAUAAUUACUCUGUGCCCAGUUGUAACACUACGCAGCAGUAUCUGGAUUUUAUUAACGACUUGCCAUCUACAGAUUCUCCUGAGGUGUUUGGAUUACACACUAAUGCUGAUAUAACAUACCAGAUAAACACAGUAAAAGAAGUAUUAAACACCAUUUUGAGUGUUCAGCCAAAGGACACAAGUAGCCAAGGUGGAGAAACAAGGGAAGCUGUUGUCUACCGAAUGGCUAAUGACAUGCUGAAUAAACUACCUCCUGAUUAUGUCCCCUAUGAAGUUAAAAAACGACUUAAAAAACUUGGGCCAUUAGCUCCCAUGAACAUCUUCUUGAGACAAGAGGUAGACCGUAUGCAAAGAGUGAUUUCAACUGUACGUUCAACACUGUUGGAUCUAAAGUUGGCUAUUGAAGGCACAAUAAUAAUGAGUGAAGGACUGAGAGAUGCUUUAGACUCUAUGCAUGAUGCUCACACUCCAGCAAUGUGGAAAAAGAUAUCCUGGGAGUCGAGUACCCUCGGCUUCUGGUUUACAGAGUUGUUAGAAAGGGAUGCCCAAUUUCGGCAAUGGUGUUUCGAAGGACGGCCAAAUGUCUUCUGGAUGACUGGUUUCUUUAACCCUCAAGGUUUCCUUACAGCAAUGAGACAGGAAGUGACCAGAGCGCAUCGUGGUUGGGCCUUAGAUGUUGCAGCUCAGCAUAAUGAUGUUACCCGGUUUAUGAAAGAAGACAUAACAGAACCACCAGCUGAAGGGGUUUAUAUCUAUGGUCUGUUCCUCGAAGGUGCAGGGUGGGAUAGGAAGAACAGUCGUUUAGUAGAGUCAAAACCCAAAAUGCUUUUUGAGGUACUUCCUGUAAUCCAUAUAUAUGCUAUUAAUACAACUGCAGGAAAGGAUCCAUGGCUGUAUGAAUGUCCAGUUUACAAGAAACCACAGAGAACCGAUUUAACUUAUGUUGGCUCUCUUGACUUGAAAACCCAACAAGGGCCUAGUCAUUGGGUAUUGCGGGGUGUGGUUUUAUUGUGUGACAUCAAAUAAUGUUUAAGAAUUAGUACUAAUAAUUCACAAUUAGUAG